Molecule: messenger RNA, 1435 nt
Organism: Musa acuminata AAA Group (dessert banana)
Lineage: Eukaryota; Viridiplantae; Streptophyta; Magnoliopsida; Zingiberales; Musaceae
Product: cinnamoyl-CoA reductase-like SNL6
Exons: 4
Coding region: 84-1319 (411 amino acids)
Biological process (GO): steroid biosynthetic process
Molecular function (GO): 3-beta-hydroxy-Delta5-steroid dehydrogenase (NAD+) activity
Source: RefSeq, a predicted model, not a curated record
CGCCAAGAGGAAGAGGAAAACCCCCCACCUUAAAAACAUCAAACCGGAAGGGAGAGGGAGAGGGAGAGGAAGGGGAGGAGAAGAUGGGGGUGCUAAGGAGCACGGAGAGCUUGGAGGCGGAGAUCGAGGAGAUGCGGGAGGCGCUGCUGCGGAGCGGCGGAAUCGGGAGGGCCCAUGUGCGGAAGGCGGGGUCGGGAAGCGUCCAGCGGAGGGCGGACGGCGACGGCGGGGUAGGCGACGAGCGGACGGUGUGCGUCACCGGGGGGAUCUCGUUCGUCGGGUUCGCCGUCGUCAACCACCUCCUCGACCGCGGAUACACCGUCCGCCUCGCCCUCGAAACCCAGGAGGACAUGGACAAGCUGAGGGAGACGGAGAUGUUCGGCGAGAUGGGCAGGGACGGGGUGUGGGCGGUGAUGGCCAGCGUGAUGGACUUGGACAGCUUGUGCCGGGCGUUCGAUGGGUGCGUCGGGGUCUUCCACACCUCCAGCGUCGUUGAUCCGGGGGGUCUCUCUGGCUACUCGAAGCAAAUGGCCCAAAUGGAGGUGAGAGCAGCCGAGCUAGUGGUUGAAGCCUGCGUGAGAACCCAAUCGGUCAGAAGAUGCGUCUUCACCUCCUCGCUUCUGGCUUGCGUUUGGCGAGAGAACAGCACUCCUCGAAGUAGCCGUCGCCCCACCAUCGUGGACGAGAACUGCUGGAGCGAUCAGAGAGUGUGUCGUGAUAAAAAGCUAUGGUUUGCGCUGGGCAAGACAAUGGCAGAGAAAGCGGCAUGGAGGGCGGCACGUGGGAGGGAUGUGAAGCUGGUGACCGUAUGCCCCGCCCUCGUCACCGGACCUGGUUUCCUUCGUCGCAACACCACCAGUUCCAUCGCCUACCUCAAAGGCCAGAGGCCACUCCCCCGCCCAUCUCACUGUCGCCUUCUAGGAUCCUACAUCUCACUCCUUGGAAAUGCCUGCAGGAGCUCAAGAUAUGCUCACGGAGGGACUGCUCGCCACCAUCGACGUGGAGAAGGUAGCCGAGGCUCACGUAGCUGUGUACGAGGCAAUGAGCAGCACCGCUUGUGGGCGAUACAUCUGCUACGAUCAUGUCAUCCGAAGCGGCGAAGAGGCCGCCGAACUAGAGCGGCAGCUGGGUCUUCCGAACAGGGUAUCCAGGGACGCCCACGCCGAUUGCCCGACAUGGGUGGAGCUCUCCAACCGGAAGCUCUCGAGGCUAUCCUCUUCCAGGAGGAGGAGGUGUACAUACGAUAUCUACUCGAUCUCGCAGGAGUAGUAGGCCUACACAUUGUGUACAUUCCGGGAGAAGCACAUUCGAAUACCUGAUAGGCUCAUGAAUGCACCGACAUGUGUGAUUACUGGUGCUCGAAACCUUUGAACAGAUAACUCUGCUACGAUAUCAAAGACGUGGAGACUCGAAAAGAGUUGCGUGGAUUCCAUUA